Molecule: messenger RNA, 1723 nt
Organism: Phoenix dactylifera (date palm)
Lineage: Eukaryota; Viridiplantae; Streptophyta; Magnoliopsida; Arecales; Arecaceae
Source: RefSeq, a predicted model, not a curated record
CCACCGUCACGUCCCCGUAUAUACGUACACGAAUUCCCAUCCGAAGCGCGGCGAGAGAAAGAGGAGGGCAGAGGAACUGGGAAGGGACCUCGGUAUCUCCUCGCCACCACCGUGUACGCUUCCUCGAUUCGAGCUGAGAUCUAGGGUUUCUGGGGCCAGGCCUAGGGUUCCGAUCGCUCUGCUGUAACGAUGCUCUCAUUGAGGGAGAAGGUGGCGGACAAGCUCUAUCGUCUUCUUGCGGACUCGCCAUCCUCGCCUUCCCCUCCGACUGCCGACUCCCCCAUCGCUCGCGACGAGUCUCAGGCAGUGUCCUUUUCUUCAGAGGAAUUUACCACUUCCAAGACAUCUACUUUCUCUUCAUACAUUUUAUCUCUUCUCCCUACAAGAUCUGACAUUGAUGCAGAGAAGCCAAAUUCACCUGCUCGUCGACACAGUAGAAGAACAUUAUCGUCUUGCUUGUUGCCUGCACCAUUGGAUUGUAGUGAGGACUCCAGAAAUGAAAGUGAUGAAACAGUUGAGAUUUUGAAAGAAAAGCUAGACCAUGUCUCCGAAAGGAAUAUUAACAGAUCUAAUGGAACUGAAGAAGCAUCAACUUCACAUGAUUCUGGAGAAUAUGUUUCAUAUCUUUCAGAAAAGUCUGCAUUUAUAUCUGCAGAUUUGUUUGAGUUUUUGCAGUCAUCCCUCCCUAAUAUUGUGAAAGGGUGCCAAUGGGUUUUGUUGUAUAGUACGUGGAGACAUGGGAUAUCACUUCACACGCUUCUUCGUAGGAGUGUUAAUCUCCCGGGCCCAUGUUUACUAAUUGCAGGGGAUAUGAAAGGUGCUAUAUUUGGUGGUCUGUUGGAUAGCCCUCUAAAACCUACAGCCAAAAGAAAAUACCAGGGGACAAACCAAACAUUUGUAUUUACUACCAUUUAUGGGGAGCCAAGACUCUUCAGAGCAACCGGUUCAAAUCGGUACUAUUACUUGUGCUUGAAUGAUCUAUUGGCAUUUGGUGGGGGUGGGAACUUUGCAUUACGCCUUGAUGAAGAUUUAUUACAUGGAAUGAGUGGCCCGUGCGAAACCUUUGGGAACUUAUGUUUGGCUCAUAGCGAAGAAUUUGAAUUAAAGAAUGUUGAGCUAUGGGGUUUCGCUCAUUUGUCACAAUAUCGCACAUAACUGUUGGUAGGAUGCCGUUACUUUUGUUGUAUAUCAUUUUGUUCGUUGGUUUCUACGUUUCUUUAGGGCAAGGAUCCUCAUUUGAAUUGCUUUUGUUGCAAAAUUUCUUUAGUUGGAUGUCAUUUGAUGUGUUGCCAUCUUCAAUUCUGGGUAACCUGUCGAAGUCUGUGGAGAGGUUGUACUCUAAUUCUUUGUUCUCGAGUGGUUAUGUUGAGCCUUUUUAUGAUCCGCCUGUUGAAUGAUCACAAGCACAAAAAGAUUAAAAAAAAUCAAGUGCCAUCCCGGGAUCCGUUGAUGGUCUUAUUGGUUGUGGGGAUAAAGAAUCAUGCCAGAGAUCUAAAUAAAGAUCUGCAGUUGCUUCUAUGGUUCCAUGCUUGACAUUCACGGGAGGUAUUUUCCAGCUGGUUGGUCUUGUCUAGAUAGAGGUGAACGAUAUGAUGAUCUAUCUGGCAGUGGUGAACUAUAUGAUGAUCUAUCUUCGGUGGCUGCUCCAGUGUGAUUUUUAGGCCACUGUCAAUUUGUAGGUAACUUUUGAUUUUAUAAUUUAGAUUCAAAUUAUUGCUUGAAA